AGUAAUGUUUAUACGAAGUGAACAUCGGGCUUGCGUGAGAAGGAGACAUUGAGAGUAGGGAUCUUAAUUUUGAAAUUUCAAAGCUGCCCAUGUUUGGUCGCUCGCCCCACUGCGGGUGAUGGGCGAAUCCUAGCCCCUUCUCCUCUAGCCCCCUUCCACAUCCUCCCCUCCUGCCGCCGUCGAGGCCUUGCCCGCGUGGUGUGGGCGGGGGCGGGCAGCUCUUUCCCCGGGCACACGGCAUGGGCCCGGGGGAUCCUUCUGGUGGUAGUGUGGCUUGGUCGGCGGCGGUCUGGGUCGGGGGAGGUGGUUCCCCUGUCCUUAGGUGCCUUAGGCAUGGCGGCGCGACCGUUGGUUGCGAGGUGGCGUGGAGGUGUUGUAGCUCGACCGAUGGCGCCUGCUAGGCCCAGAUCUAGGCCCUUUGGGCCCCAUCUGGGUUCAGGCGGGCCGCUGGCUCUCUGCACGGCGGCAAGGCUCCUUGGAGGUGGAAGUGGGGCGGCAGUGGUCUCUGGGCGGCGGCGACGUUGGCAGCUGACAUGCUGCAGCAUGGGGAAGGGGACUUCACGAGCCCAUCUGGGCCUGGGCGGCCAGUAGGGGCUCCGUUUGUCCUAGUUGCAGCGUCCGGUCGGUUUUCGCAUCGACAGUGGAGGUAGUCCCCUCCCACUUGGCAGCGUUGCUACUGCCUCAGGUCCGUUGUUCCCUCUUCCUUCCUCUAGGCCCCGUAUUGAUGGCCUCAGUUUGGCGACGAGGUUGAUUCAUGGCCGUGGUGGCGCAUGUUGGUGGACGGCAUGAUUAGUGGAGCACUCGGAUCGGUCGGGGUGGUGAGGAUUUUUGGGUCGGGAGAAAUCCAUGUCGGCUCAUGCGGCACCGAGGUGGUGUCGCAUGUGAGCGCUGUCGUUCCUUCUUGAAGGGCUUCAGGUAUACCCCCUCCCCACUGCCCUCCAUGUACCAGGGGAAACCCUAGGACUCGUCUAGGCAGCAACGUCGUUGUCACCUUCCUUCUUGAAGGUGUUGCUUGGUAUGUGGUGCUUCGGUGUGCUUGGCGCACGGUGGGACAUCUCCAGAGGGCGCAACGGUUGCCGAUCUUCUUCAUUUCGUCAAGCUGCCGGUGUUGGCAUUUGUUUCUCUUUCUUUCUCUCAUUUCAACAAGCAUGUUUCGAAAUUGUUGAAGUAAUCAGCGCCAGAUAAUCAUGAAUAUGUUAUAGUGAAGUCUGGAAAGUAUGUUAAUGUAUAUUUUAGAAAGUAAUUAAAGUCUACUUAAUUACAUCUCGGUCUAGGAAACUCAUAUGGAUGAAUUCAAGUAUUCUUAAAGUGAAGUUACAUCUGACUAAUGUGGGCAUAAAAAUCUAAAUGUACUUUGACUUGUAGAGUUCUGCAUGACGGGUCCUUUUAUGUACGGUUUUAACUGCUACUUUCAGUUAACCUUCAGUUCUACAUAGGGGAAUAACAUUCCUUUUUGAUGAUAGCAGAUUACCAUGGACGGAGACAACAGUGGUGUGCACAAUGAAUUUGACCUCUUCAUGACAAGCACACACAACCACCUACUCCAGCACAACCAUAGUGAUGAGAUGGAUGACUUGCUUGGAGCCUCUACUAUCGUGGGCAACACUGAUGAUGCCAACGUUGUUGUUGCAGACCACGACAACAACGAUGGAGAGACCCAUAGUGAGCAGAGAAUGGCCACAAGGCGUGCAAAGUAUCAUCGUCUGCGCAGUGAACAAAUCCAACAACUUGAAGCUGUGUUCCGGGAUUGCCCUUAUCCAAAUGAGAAACUCCGGAAGGACCUUAGCGAGAGGCUUGGCAUGAGUGCCCAACAGGUCAAGUUUUGGUUCCAAAAUAAACGCACCUUCAACAAGGGCAAGAUGCAGCGGUGGGAGACCCAAAAUUGUUGGGUAGAAAACGAGAAGCUGAAAACUGAACGUCAAGCCAUCAUGUUGGCUAUGCAAAACAAGACUUGCCUCAAAUGCAGAGGGGUGAUGGUACAAACACAGCAUACUUUGGAGUUCCAAUGCCUAUACACCGAGAAUAUGAGGCUCAAGGAAGAACUCCUACAUGCCACUGCCUAUCUUAAAGAGGGUCUUCGCCGAAAUGGCAUGUCGCUCCCAUCGGCCCGCGACUGACCAUACCGUCUUCGGUCUUAGCCAACAUUCAUUCCGCCGCAUGAACUAUAGUUUUACUUGGUUCCUCAUCUAGCAAAUAAUGGGCCAUGUUGCGUGUGUAUGUACAUGACUUGGUCGCUUGUUUAUUUAUUUCCAUAGGCUCUCAUGGUUGCUACGUGUUAUGGAACGAGAUAUGGCAAUCAUGGCAGCAAUGUAGGAGCAGUAGGAUGAGCGGCUUUGGGAUGGCAUUGCCGUGAAGCUCGGUCCAACGCCCGUCUUUGUCUCUUUGAGUUUGUAACAGAACAUAUCAAGCAGAUGCCAAUAAAUAGAGAAAGACAAACAUAAAAGUUGCAAGGUGAA
Molecule: messenger RNA, 2456 nt
Organism: Aegilops tauschii subsp. strangulata
Lineage: Eukaryota; Viridiplantae; Streptophyta; Magnoliopsida; Poales; Poaceae
Source: RefSeq, a predicted model, not a curated record